AUGGGCCGCUGGUCCCAUCUCGACACGGACGAAGAGCGCCUGCCCGACGGCAUGACGCGGGUGGGCUACGACGGCGACACACAAGUCUACACCUACCAAGACAGUGACGGCAGCUACUGGGAGGGCGCGCCGGGCGUUAAGUACGGCCGGCUCUACCGGGUGCAGCAGUCGGCGCCGGUCCUGCCCAGCGCGUACAUCACCGGCAACAUCACCGGCCACGAGCCACACUACGUGCUGCACGACUACGACCCGGACGCGGACGCGGACAAUCGCACCCUCACCGACGAGAACCGCCCGCCUGCCACCCGCUUCUCGCAGAUCUUUGGCGAGGACGACGACGACAACUCCAGCGCUGACGAAAAGAAACGCCCCGCCUUCUCCAACCGCCUCCCCUUCUUCCCCUCCAAAGCCGUCCUAUCCCCAACCCCCAACCGAAAACCCGCCCCCAAACUCCCCGCCGACCCCGACAGCAUGAGCCUCGCAUCCACACUCGUCGACCGGAGCGACAGCACCCGCAGCCGCAGCACCACGACCAGCGACCUCCACACCCCCACCCGGCACCAGCAUGCACCCGCCAGCAGCAGCAGCGGCAGCGGCAGCGGCACCAAUAUCGGCGGCAGCAGCGGCGGCGGCGGGCUCAAACGCUCGGGCACCCUCUCGAAACUGGCGCAGUUUAUCACCACAUCAACAUCGGGGAUUUCCCGGCGCGCGACGGUAGCCGGUGGGGCGGCGGCAAACCGCCGCGCGGAUGCUGCGGGACGGAGGCGUGCGGGCCCGACGAUUGGGGCGGGCGGGUGGUUCACGCCGCUGGAUGAGCCGUGGCCUGGGCCGGCGCGUAGGUCUGAAGCUGGAGCUGGGGCGGGGGCGGGGGCGGGGGCUGGGGCUGGUGGGGGUGCGAGGGGUGCGAGGGCGAGGAAGAGCGCGACGACGUUUGAUGAGAUUUUGGGGGGUGGGCAGUGA
Chaetomium globosum CBS 148.51 is the source of this 960-nucleotide messenger RNA. RefSeq lists its product as uncharacterized. The record is from RefSeq and is a predicted model, not a curated record. The transcript has a single exon. Bases 1 to 960 code for a protein of 319 amino acids. Lineage: Eukaryota; Fungi; Ascomycota; Sordariomycetes; Sordariales; Chaetomiaceae.